Molecule: messenger RNA, 1861 nt
Organism: Pristis pectinata (smalltooth sawfish)
Lineage: Eukaryota; Metazoa; Chordata; Chondrichthyes; Rhinopristiformes; Pristidae
Gene: pitx1
Product: paired-like homeodomain 1
Exons: 5
Coding region: 152-1126 (324 amino acids)
Biological process (GO): regulation of transcription by RNA polymerase II; anatomical structure morphogenesis
Cellular component (GO): nucleus
Molecular function (GO): RNA polymerase II cis-regulatory region sequence-specific DNA binding; DNA-binding transcription factor activity, RNA polymerase II-specific
Source: RefSeq, a predicted model, not a curated record
CCCUGAGCAGCCGAACGAACCUCCGAUUGAAUCCCGAUUCAGCACUAAACCCAACCUGGUGCAAUAACAACGGUUAUGUUUUUUGAUGUUAUUUUAACUAAUGUGGAACAGUGCUCUUCAAGGAUACCAACGCUUCAACAGACUCAUAUGAAUGCAGAGACCCAAAUUCCGGUCGAAUCCGAAACAUCACUGGAAAAUUCGGGCCUUUUACGCAGAUUCAGGUGCGAUGAAUGUGGAGCGACUCGCUGAAAGCGGAAGACCACAAGCUCAUUGUGACAUGGCUGCUUCCACUUUCCCGUUGCUGAGGGCGGCUGAAAGCAGAGAACGACUAGAAAACACGGCGAGCGACUCCUCUGACGCCGAAGCUGCAGAUAAAGACAGAUUGGUGCAAAACAAAACAGAAGAUUGUGGCGCCGAUGACCCAUCCAAGAAGAAAAGACAGCGGCGUCAGAGAACACACUUCACCAGUCAGCAACUGCAAGAGCUGGAAGCGACCUUCCAACGGAACCGUUAUCCUGACAUGUCAAUGAGGGAGGAAAUCGCGGUUUGGACGAAUCUUACCGAGGCCAGGGUUAGAGUUUGGUUCAAGAACCGCAGAGCAAAGUGGAGGAAAAGGGAACGGAAUCAGCAGGUGGAUUUGUGUAAAAAUGGAUUUAUGCCGCAGUUCAACGGCCUGAUGCAGCCCUACGACGAUAUGUACACCGGUUACAGCUAUAACAACUGGGCGGCGAAGAGCCUGGCCCCAGGCCCGUUGUCCUCCAAAAGCUUCCCAUUUCUCAGCUCGAUGAACCCACUGUCUUCUCAAUCUAUGUUCUCUGCUCCAAGCACCAUCUCCUCCAUGACAAUGCAAUCCACCAUGGUGCAUUCGGCUGUACCAGGGAUGCCGGGCUCCAGCCUCAGUAACAUUAAUAAUCUCAACAGUUCCUCUCUCAAUUCAGCCAUGUCCUCGGCUGCCUGUCCUUACGCACCACCUACUCCUCCUUAUGUUUACCGGGACACUUGUAACCCUGGCCUUGCUAGUCUCAGACUGAAACCGAAACAGCACAGCGGCUUCGGAUACAGCAGUUUGCAAAAUCCAGGGUCAAGCCUUAAUGCAUGCCAAUAUGCAGUUGAUAGGCCCGUGUAACAUGCAAAGUAACUGGAUAUUUGAUGUAGACUCACGACAGAUGAAAAAAAGAUUCAGUAAAAUAGGAUUUUAUUGCAACCUUUAAAUGGUGUGCGCGGGUUGCCACUCUCCUGGAUUUCAAUCACCAUUCUGUUCAAUUCCCAGUGAAAGAAAAAUAUUUAAUUGCAAGAAAUUGAUGCGUUUUUAAAUCAAUUGGGUACUGCAGUCUGGUAUCCGUGAAAGUUUUUUUAAGCUUGAGUUUACUAUUAAUAUUGAACAUUUGAAAGUGGAUUUGUGUAUAUAUAGAAAUUGAUUCUAUUAUUGUUACAUGUUGCAAUACAUUGAUAAAUAUAAUUUUUAAAAAUGUUUAAACAAAAAUUUGCAUGUUUAUUGCUGUAAUCCAGAUGAAGGAAUGUUUUAAAUUACGUCCAUUCCUAACUCCACAGCAAAGUAAACCUACCUCUAGUCUGGGAUUAUUUCACCCAAAAAGAAAGUAGCUCCAUUUUUUAAGCAUGCCAUGAAAAUGACUGUGCUUUUCAUAGACUUGCUUUAAACUGAAUAGAUUUUUAAACAACAAAACCCAACGGAGAGUAUAAAUUUUAUCUACGUAAGUUUUUAAAGCUGAACUAUCUUUGCUAUUUCUCCACUUUCGGUCAAUUUCAAAGACGACGACCGAUUUCUCUUCCAGGCGGCAUUUCGGAAGCAGGGUUGUACAGUGUAGAUUGCUGUAAUAAAAUCUGAAAACAUUCAACAGAA